Molecule: messenger RNA, 5393 nt
Organism: Porites evermanni
Lineage: Eukaryota; Metazoa; Cnidaria; Anthozoa; Scleractinia; Poritidae
Source: the annotation of a GenBank genome assembly
AUGUCCACGAAAGCAGUAGACUCGAGACAAAGGUACUAUAAAAACAAGGACAAGGAUCUAUCGGUGAGUUGUAUCUUUAUGUUGCAGUGUGGAUGGCGGGGUAAUUUGAAUGUUAUCUGUUGGCAUGCAUGCGUUGUGCGGCAUGUGAUUUCUCGAUUCUCGAUUACUGGUACUGCUACUUGAAGAGUCAAACUGUUGAUUUGUGAAACAGCUGGAAGGGGAGUGGUGUCUUUAAAAUUGGAAAAAGUCAAUAAAUCACCAGAUUUUAGUCUCUUGAAAUGCAUGACAAGUUUUUCUCGGAUCGUGCAGUUCUCAAGACGUCCAAACCUGAAAAACCGAAUUGUAGCGUUUACUUCGCUGGAAAUAUACUUUGAAUAGUAGAAUUAUAUCAGAAGCUUGAGAGAAAUAUUAACGGGCAAAUUUUAAUUUCAAGAACUGCUUUAAUUUAUAAACAGUCACUUGCUAAAAGGACACUAGUUGUGCUUUCCUCGCCGAUCCAUCAAAAUGGUUGAUGCCGUGAAAAAAGAAAAAACCUUAUGUAAGAGUAUUUCUCAAUUCUCCUGGAAGUGGCAUGUGAUGUUAGUGGUAUCGUGGUAGAAAAGGCUAGCACAGUUUUCAAUUAAGCCAAUGAAACUUCGUUUGGAUGCAAUUUAUUCUAGAAAAUCCAGCUAUGCAUUCAGAGGCUUUGUUACCCUGUUAUGUUUUGUAGUCCAUGGUCUGAGUCUUGCAAAUGACUGAAAAUGUGUAAAAUUGUGAAAUUUGACAUUUACAUGUAUGUACCAUAGCCAGCAAUCCCAUAGUUGCCAAUUAAAAUAAUGACUAUGAUAAUUUAUUUACACAUUAAAUGUUGCUAAAAAUUGCACAAGGGGCUACUUCUGCUGGAGUCUGUAGUUUUAUAGUGCCAAAGUCACUACCUAAGAAUUCGUAUGUGUUCUGAUUAAAAUUAAGUGUUAAAUAGCGAGUUGAAUUAUAGUUGAAUACCACUACUGCAUCAGAAGUUGAGUCCUGGAGCCAGUUACUGUUCAUAAAGGUCAGAGCAAACUAAGCAACAAGAUGUAUUAAUGUGCCGUGGUCAUACAUAUGUAUGUAGCAGCAACAAAUGGCUUAGUAUGUGCUGGAGAAUUUUUGUCAAACUGUUUGUCUUGGCAACAGAAUUUUGUCACUGCAGCAAGUGUCUCAAAAUCAAAUCAGAUUGAAUUUCUGUGACUUGUUGCAGCAAGAAAACUCUGUUGCAGACACAAAGUUUUUCACAAACAUUCUCCUAUACACCAAGUGAUUUGUUGCUGUGAUGUUUCUAGCAACUUGUUGCCCGACCUGUGCAAAAAAAGUGAUUUGUUGCUGCAAUGUCUUGUAUCAGCAUGUCACCAAGUGUGUUCCAACCUUUAAUCAUAACAUCAGUCAUAAUCAGCAGUAGACCUUGCAUAUAUUACCUAGUCUAAGCGGUAACAGUUUGUUUCACCCGAAAGUUGAUUCACCCGACAUCAGGUUACCUGGGUGUAAGUUGAUGCUUCCAUAUUUGUUCGUUGAUCUUUUCAACCUGUUAAAAAAUGGAGUAAGAGUAAAAGGACAGUGACUGCACAUAUGGGUCAACAGCCUGUUCCAGUGUUUAUACUACUACAUGAAAAAUUUCUGCAAUUUGAUUGGCUUAGAGCAGUGGUAUUUCAGCUUAAUUUGAAAUACCUACAUGUGAAAAUUACAAACCCUUUGCGGGUAGUAGUAUAAACAAAUAAUAGCAUGAUUUGUACGUGAUAUUUGGCAUAAAUACCACUUGUGAUAUUUCAAGAUUGUCUCAAAUUUCACUCCCCUAACGGCUCGUGAAAUUUCGUAUAACAAUUUUAAAAUAUCACUCGUGGUAUUUAUGCCAAAUAUCACUAGAAAUCAUGCUAUUACCUAUACAAACUUCACAUAGAAUAUCUUAAAUAUUGGCAUAGCAAUCGUUGUGAUGGCUGAGGUACAUGUCAACUUCAGUAUUAUACACUUUCAUUCAGUAUAUCGAAUUUGGUCACUAAGAUUGUUCAGAUCGAUGGACCUUUCUUAGCAACAGGGAAAGGAAAGCAAGCUUGACUGAAGUCAAAGAUGUCUCGUGUGAGCUGUUUUGUAGUCUGUAGAGUGUUGCUUGUCACCAUUUGACAUGAUAAAUUUUGAUUUCCAGGAACUAAGGAGGAGAAGAAAUGAAGUCACUGUUGAGCUUAGAAAGGUUUGAAGGCUUCAGUGUUUUUGGAAUUAAAAUUAUUAUUUGAAGGGAUUAUGUUUUAUCAUUGGUGCAUCAAAUUACCACACAUGUACAUGUUUAAAGUCCCUUGUUCUUUCUUUUUGUUUUAUACUAGGCCAAAAGAGAGGACACUGUCCAAAAGAAAAGAAAUGUCCCUCAAGACAUUGUGGAUGAAAAAGAUGACAGUUUACAGGUAAGACUUUGUUAACAAGUCAACAAGCAUCAUCUAGUCAUUUCCUCCUUCCAGGUGUCUUUGUGUAUUAGUGUCAUACAAGUUGCAUAAACUUUCUGCAUCACCCUUCAUAUGGCUGCUAUCCAAGUAAUAAUUGAUAUAUAAUUAAGCUGUCGUUAUUUUAGUAUUUUUAAUGGAGCCAUUUCUUUUGAUAAUUCUACAUCAGAGUCUUGCUCCUCUCUCCUUCCUGUUGUUGUCUCAUGUUUGUCUUUAUGUUGUUUUACUUCGCAGGGAAAGAACCUUCAGAGUAUUGUCUUGGUAAGUGAACAAAAUCACACCUGAGCAAUUCGAACUGUAUUUUUAAAAGGACCUACAACUUUACUUGAACCCACUCUUGAUGCCUAAAUUACCCUUAUCUCAUGUGUGGAACUGUAUAAUUUCUGUAAAUAUUUACUGCUAGUUUUCAAUUCCAUCACUUCUUAAAUUGAAUUUGACUAGAAACUUGUACAGGUUGAAAACAUCUUCCGAAGCAUAGUAAAAGCAAUUUUGCCCGACGCUCCAAAGAUGCAUGUACAGUGUAACAGCCUGUUCCAGGUGUUCAGAAAAUGUGGUUGCACUUUUGUUUAUAUUUUUUAAAAAAGGUUGCUCUUAAUUUUUUUGUAUUUCUUAAGACUGGGGAGAGCUGGAAAAAUAGAAAGACACAGAAAAAAUGAAUCUGAAUGGGAACUGGAAAAUUAAAAGGAAGUAGCAGAAAUGAAUCUGAAGCUUUUUCUAUUUUGCAACCACAGCAUGCAAACAAACAGCUAGGUUUGAUGAUGACAAGUAUCCACAAACAACUGAACACCUGGAGAAAAGCCCCUAAGAGACUUUUGUUAAACCCGCUGGAUUCUCAUUUCAGUUGGUCUUGUAUAUAUGCUAGUUAAACAAGCAAGAAUUUGACAUUAGAUCAGCAGUCAUUUGAGUCCUUCUUUCACGCAUUCUUUCAAUGUUAAUUUGCAUGUACCAUCAUUGAUCUGUGUGAAGUGGUAGUGUAACUGUGUUCUUUUUCACUCCUGUAGAAUGCAAGCAGCCAAGAUCCAACAGAGCAGCUUGGUGCUGUACAAGCAGCCAGGUUAGUCAUAGAAUUCUGGUUUCCUGAUUUCUUGUGGAGAAUAUCACUGAGCUGUAGAAGCUCAAGUGUCGUUUUCUUGUAUACCAAAGUUAGUAGCUUAGACCUUAGUGAAUGUUUAGGUGGACGAGUUACCCAUGGUUAAUGAGGUAUUCUACUCCUAAUUUUGUGAUACUAUUUAGCAUUUCAAUGCUCUCUUUCUUUGUUAUGCAGUUAGAAUAAUAAAUUAUGGCUGUGUAAAAGUAAUUCCAUUAUUAAUAAUUAUGUUCUCCUAUCUUGUGAGACAGAAUAGCGGAAGUCGAAACAUGCUUGUUUAUACUAGAGUAGAAUUUUGUACCCAGUAAUGUUCUAGUUGCUAUAUGUGGCCAGCUUCAUCUGCAUUGUGUUUGUUUUUCUUUUCAUUUCACCUGACACUCUUUACUGCUUAUGCUGUAGUUCUGUACUUUAUAUUUUACUUUCCAGAAAACUGCUCUCAAAAGAUCGUAAUCCACCUAUUGAUGAGCUUAUUGAGUAAGUAUAACAACUUUCAAUUUUAGCAGACUUUAGAAAAUAAGAACUUGUUUCAAAUUUUAGGCUAAACAAGUUCCUGUAUAGACGGGUUUAACUGGCAAAUAUAAACCCAAAAAGUUCUUAAAAACCAGGUUCUUAGUCACAGGUUUUCACUGUGUAUUGCUGUUUUUUGCAGGUCGGGCAUACUUCCAGUGCUUGUGAAUUGCUUGGAAAGAGAAGACAAGUGAGUAAAAAUUACCAAGAGACUGUUACAUGUAAACUCAUCGAGAUGAGGUUGAGUUUCAGUGCUCUAGUGGAAACACAUAAGAGUCAAAGACAACAUAUCCAGGGCAACCAGUGAGCAGCAGCCACCAGUGGCACUGUCACACUGACCAAAUAGAUCAGUGGAAUAUGAACAUAUAUAGUACAGUCAUACCUUUCUGAAAGUGAGGGAGGGAUGGGGAAACAAUUAGCAAAGGGCAGCUUUGACUCAAACAUACCUAAUUGCACGGUGAAUCUCAGCAACUUGAGUAAGCCACCUCAAUCGAAACCGCCUUGCAGCCUUGUUUCAAGUUGAACCCAUCCACCCGUGGAAACUUUGCGGAACAAUGCGUUUUGAAGCUUGUCGAGUGGUUUUCUGGUCACUGUUGUGCUAUAAACACCUAAAACUCACCACAAAGCCAUUUACAGGUCGUACACUUCAUGGCCUUCUGAUUCAGGUGGCUAAACUAUUAGCUUGCAAAGUUCAGGCAUGCGCAGGAAGCAAAAUUUUUGGGUUUGAAGGUGACACAGCAGUCUUGACUUUUACUUUUUGCUCUCUCUCCUCCCCUCUUUUUUCACGUUUCUCACCUCAUUUUGUUUUCCUUUUGCUGGGGAUUUAGUAGGCUUCAUUUUGGUGGGAAAAGUUUUUACGAAGGCUUGUAGGAUCUUUAAUAGGAUCAGAGGAAAGGAAAGGUUGGUCGGUAGUGGAACAGGAUUUUCAUGGAAAUUUUCAGGUCAAUGUUUCAUGGUUUUUUGCCUUUUUCUUUGGUGCCCAUGACUGAAUCAUGCUCAUUCUGGUAUGCUUGAAAGAUCUCUUCUCCCUGCACAAGUUAGCAGACAAAGUUGUCCAUGAACAAUAAAACUGAUUUCAGCACAAGUGGAAGAAGGGACGUGGAUCCGCAUGGGCAGUUAUGGACAGUUCAGGGGCCAGUGGGUUAACUUCACCUAGAUUACCUUUAGCCACACUUGAUAUUAGGAGGUACAUGAUGUCGUAGUUGAAAAAAUAUAUUAUUAUUAUUUGUCAUCUGAUAUCACUUACUUUGUUACUGUUUUUUUUUUACAGUCCCUCUCUUCAGUUCGAAGCAGCAUGGGCAUUAACAAACAUUGCAUCUGGUACCUCGGAGCAAACAAAUGCUGUCGUCAAGGCUGGU